UCUGGGCACCACACAGGACAAACCUGGGUGGAACAUAUUGAAUGUAAUGGACUAGAGGAUGUGUUGUCACAGUGUCCACAAAGACCUUUACAAGACAGAGACAGAACUUGCUACAGAACCUCGCUUGCCAGUGUUGUCUGCACAGGAAAUCUGGAGGUGUGGCUGGUUAGUGGUGAGAAUGAGUGCUCUGGCAGAGUAGAGGUCCGACAUGGUGCAGACUGGAAAACGGUGUGUGACACAGACUGGACCAUGAAGAAGGCUGAGGUGGUGUGUGAGCUGCUGGAGUGUGGCUACGCCGUAAACGCGACCGGUGCUGCCGCGUUCGGCCAAGGCAGCGGGUCAGAGGUGGACACCAAGGACUCGUGUUUUGACAAUGUGACGGCUCUGCAGCAAUGCUCGAUCAAAGGUUUCACAGCGGGAACAUGUGGGCAUGAACACGACGCUGGCGUUCUCUGUGCUGCACAGCUUCGUUUGGUCAGCAGUCUCAGCCAAUGCGCCGGCAGAGUGGAGAUCCUGCAUAAAGGCCAGUGGGGGACUGUGUGUGAUGAUGAGUGGGAGAUGAGCAACGCCGACGUGGUGUGCAAGCAGCUCGGCUGUGGCAUCGCGGUGUCUGCUCCCACAUCUGCCCACUUCGGUAAAGGCACUGGACCAAUAUGGCUCGACAACGUGGUGUGUUCCGGUCAAGAGGCCGCUCUCACGCACUGCAAGCAUCACGGGUUUGGAGAACAUAACUGUGGGCACCAUGAAGAUGCUGGUGUCAUCUGUUCAGGUUCUCUAGAAAAGCCCCGAAUCUCCUUGAGUCCUGGUCCGGAGGUGAACUGGGGCGACAACGUUGAAAUCACCUGCACUAUAGUAACAGAGCACUUAGGUGGAACAUUUGUCCUGAGAAAGACACAAGAAUCCACCAAAUUGGAGAUGUUCUUUGAACAUGAAGCUGCUACCUUCAUCUUUUCUAAAGUGGACUUCAACCACACAGGGUCAUACUUCUGUGAAUAUCACAAGAAACUACAAGAUCAAGACAUCUCCUACCCUCAGGGAAACACUGUUGAUCUUUUUGUCACAGUGAAACUGGGGAAGCCCAGCAUCUCCCUGACAUCUCCUCAGGCCAUGGUGAUCUACAGCCCAGACAAGAUAUCUGUCACCCAGGGAAGCAGCUUCUCCAUCACCUGCUCGACGUAUUCUACAUACGCUGAAGGCGUUUUCCACCUAAUGUGGUCUGACAAGCGAUCAAGUGAAACUCAGCCGGCGUUCACUUACUUCAUAUUCAGUCAGGCCAACUUUGACUUUGCAACGAUAGGCUAUGAACACCAAGGAGAGUACACCUGUGUCUACAGUGUUAACAUCUCCUCAUUGCCCUUCUGCUCCGCUCCUUCCAAGACUCUCCAAGUCACUGUCCAGGCCCCGUUGUCCUUAACUGUCGGAGGAGUUGUUGGAGGUGUCGUGGUCUUGCUGGUGGUGCUGGUUAUAGGAUACCUGGUCUCGAGAAAUAGAUGGAGGGCUGCUGGUACAACAGUUCAGUUUCAAAACAGGUUCGGAGCAGCAAUGAGGCCAAAUGUGGAAGACAGAAGCGAUGGAGUGCUUGAUGGAAGAGAAUGGAAUAUGCAUUCGAAUGUAAACAAUUGCCGUACAGAAGCCAAGAAUCAAGAUGGCAAGACCAUCCUCGAAGACAUGGAUGGGCGAGUGUGCUACGAGCUCGAACCACUCGUUUGCAUAGGGCCUAAAUGAAACAGGACCCAAUGGAAAAAUAUUGACUGUUUUUUGCUCCAACACAAAGUAUGAGUUUGAUCAGCAUCACAUGAGUUAUAAGCAGAUAGAUUGGUAUAAUCCAUAGCUUGUUUUGUUAGGAUCUAGACUGUAUUUUAUUGUUUUGAGAUGAUUCAUACUUGUUGGAAGAUUACUGCAUUUAUUCAUUGAAACAUUGUGGCAUUUAUUUUGCUGAUUUGCUGUAACUUCGUUAGCUGUAUCCAUUGUGUGCUCCUUUCUGCUCUGCAAGAAAAGGGAGUACCAGUGUGUAGCAUACUUUUCUGAUAGUCUUGGUGCUUGUUGCUUGUGCAGGAAAUAUUUUUUCUAUUUGCUGUGUAAUCAAGCACCUCCCCAGGUGGAAACUAAUUAUGAGUAAUAAUAUAAUUAUUAUGUAUUAUGAGCUUACUAUUUUCUUUUUUCAGUGAGAGGAAGUUGCCUACUGUAGCUGUAAAUUGCUCAAUCCUUGCAAGUAAAAAGGGUUUUUGUUUAUAAGUUCAGUAAAACUACAGUUUUUUUUACUGACCCAGAUAAAGCAGGUGGGCAGGAGUGCAGCUUCUGCUCAAGCACCUGACCUAGAGUAACCUGACCUUGGGAAAGUGAAGGUUUAGAGGGGAGCUGCCCCGCCCUGGGAUAAAAAGGCAGCGUAACAAGUGUCUUCACUUUGUUUUGGAUUAUGAUUGGAUAAAAAUAUAAUAAAAUAAUGGUAAAAAAACACCCUAAAAGAUCAAGAUGAUGAUCUAAUGUCUGGAGAGCUGAAUCCCAACCCGUGAGCAACAGGUUUAUAAGGUGAUGUUGUAACCAGAAACUCUCAGUCUGACUUGUCUUCUGUCACUUUUCUGUGGAAUAAACGCUUUGUCAACCUUG
Molecule: messenger RNA, 2607 nt
Organism: Betta splendens (Siamese fighting fish)
Lineage: Eukaryota; Metazoa; Chordata; Actinopteri; Anabantiformes; Osphronemidae
Product: putative DMBT1-like protein
Exons: 8
Coding region: 250-1725 (491 amino acids)
Cellular component (GO): membrane
Source: RefSeq, a predicted model, not a curated record